AUGAUCGUAACACCUCGCAAAAGUCAACGAUACAGCACCCUGUCUACCUCGAUCGACCCCUCACUGGACACAUUUAAGGACCGACCCCGGUCUAAUCGUGAGAGUCCGCGCAAGAAGAAGCUCCUUGCCGCAGAUAGAUUCAUUCCCAACCGGUUGAUUUCUCGUUUGGAUGGUGAUAUUGGCGCCCCUGCAAACAGGAGCAAUUCUGUUCCCAGCGUCACGCCUUCUUCGCCAGGGCUUUCAACCCAGUCCGCAUCGCGCUCAAACUCGGUGGCUUCGGAAACAUUUUACAAAGGCGACGGGCAGCCUGACCUAGCUAGAGCUUGUGGCAUUCGAAGCUCUCGGAUUCUCGAAUUCCAGGUACCUGCUCCUGCAGCUCGAAACUGUGAUCUUCGGAGCCAGUACUCAGGUUUUGCGCCUACACCAUGUCUGCCUGCUCAGCUCCGCAGAAAAGUAGCUACCGUGCCCGAUCGCAUUCUAGAUGCUCCCGGAGUGAUUGACGACUACUAUUUGAACCUCAUUGACUGGGGAUGUUCUAACCAGCUCGCAAUUGCUUUGGAGAAUACUGUUUAUAUUUGGAAUGCCGAAACUGGAGAGGCUGCUGCAUUGUUUGAGGCCCCAACAGGAAAUUACAUCUCCUCUGUUAAAUGGUCACAAGAUGGGCACCUCGCAAUCUCACUAAGUACUGGAUCUGUGCAAAUCUGGGACGUUGAGCAAAAAAAGAGGCUGCGGUCAAUGGGCGGUCGGGCGACUCGUAUUGGCGUCAUGUCAUGGGAAAAACACAUUUUGUCUGCUGGCGGGCGCGAUGGUUCCAUCUGGCAUCACGAUGUCAGAAUUAAAGAGCAUAAAGUCGCCGAGCUCAACGGUCAUGCCGCUGAAGUAUGCGGAUUAGCAUGGCGUAGCGACGGAUUACAGUUAGCCAGUGGAGGCAACGAUAACAUUGUGCAAAUCUGGGAUUGUCGGUCAUCCACCCCUCAGUUCACAAAAAGUCAUCAUACCGCAGCUGUAAAAGCCCUAGCAUGGUGUCCGUGGCAGUCUAGUUUGUUGGCAUCUGGUGGUGGUAGUCAAGACGCGCAUAUCCAUUUCUGGAAUACCAGCACCGGGUCCCGAAUGAACUCAGUUGAUACUGGUUCUCAAGUUACUGCAUUACAUUGGAAUUCAGAAUAUCGCGAAAUCGUCUCUUGUCAUGGAUUCCCCAGUAACCAUAUCUCACUAUGGUCCUAUCCCUCUCUCACCAAGACUCUGGAUAUUGAAGCACAUGACACAAGAGUACUUUACUCUGCGUUAUCUCCCGAUGGCCAAAUAUUGGCAACUUGUGCUGCCGACGAAAAUUUGAAGUUCUGGAAACUGUUUGAAACACAAACUCGCCGGUCUGCUGUUCCCCAGAAUCACAACAAGGGCAUGGUGAUUCGUUAG
Messenger RNA from Wickerhamiella sorbophila, 1416 nucleotides. RefSeq names its product WD repeat-containing protein slp1. Gene Ontology annotation, molecular function: ubiquitin ligase activator activity; anaphase-promoting complex binding; protein binding. The transcript has a single exon. Lineage: Eukaryota; Fungi; Ascomycota; Dipodascomycetes; Dipodascales; Trichomonascaceae. Gene Ontology annotation, biological process: positive regulation of anaphase-promoting complex-dependent catabolic process; positive regulation of ubiquitin protein ligase activity; anaphase-promoting complex-dependent catabolic process. Gene Ontology annotation, cellular component: anaphase-promoting complex. The coding region runs from base 1 to 1416 and encodes 471 amino acids. The record is from RefSeq and is a predicted model, not a curated record.